UUCCCAGCAUUGCUCAUUAACUAUAUGAAUACUAUGGAAGAAAGUGAUGAACACUCUCAUUUUCCUAAAUACUUGCAAGAAGAUGACAUAACCCUAGAAUGCAAAGAGUUGAUACAAACCUUACCAAUGGAGAAAGGCUGGGUUUCAACCCACCUUCACCAAUAUCAAGGAUUUUGGCAAACCAAAAAGCAUCUUCAAGGAGUUUUAUCUUUUCAAAAGCACUUUCAAGCCCAUGAUACAGAUAUAAUCCUUGCUACCUCUCCAAAAGCAGGUACCACUUGGCUCAAAGCAUUGAUUUUCGCCUUGCUCAACCGUAAGAGAUAUCCAAAUAUUCAUGAUAACAACCAUCCUUUGCUCACUACCAACCCUCAUGUUCUUGUUCCUUUCUUGGAGCUUAGCCUUUACAUCGAGAAAGAUAUUCUUCCCGAUAUUAAUUCAUUUUCAGCUCCAAGGCUAUUUUCUACACAUGUUCCUUACAAAUCAUUGCCAAAAUCUAUAAAAGAUUCAACUUGUAAGGUGGUGUAUUUGUGUAGAGAUCCUAAAGACACUUUUGCUUCAAUGUGGCAUUUCACAAACAAGAUUAGGCCACAAAAUAGAGAAACCCUUCAACUAGAAGAGUCAUUUGAGAAAUUUUCUAGAGGUGUGAGUUUGUUUGGACCCUUUUGGGAACAUUUAUUAGGAUACUGGAAAGAAAGCUUGGAAAGGCAAGAGAAGGUGAUGUUUUUGAGAUAUGAAGAAAUGAAAAUGAAGCCUUGUUUUUAUUUGAAAGAGGUUGCUGAGUUUUUGGGGUGUCCAUUCUCCAAAGAAGAAGAAUCUAAAGGAGUGGUUGAUGAUAUAUUAAAUUUGUGUAGUUUUGAGAAGCUGAGCAACUUGGAGGUAAAUAAGUUUGGAAAAUUACCGUCUGGGGAAGAAAAUAAAGCUUUCUUCCGUAGUGGCAAAGUUGGAGAUUGGAAAACUCUUCUCUCAAUUGAAAUGAUUGAACGGUUAAAUACAGUAAUAGAACAAAAUUUGGGUAAACAUGGUAUGAGUUUUUAGAGGAGAGAUCAUAAGAAUGAAUUAGAGAGAAUCCCGAUUUCUUCAAGAAUAAAGAGUAGCCAAUCACAAUUCGGUGCUUGACACAAUACACGAUGGUGUUACUGAAAAAUAAGAAGUGAACAAAUAAAUCAUGCAGUUAAAGCUUGAUAGCUGCAGGGACGGAGCCAAGUGUAAUAGAAAAUACUAGUAUUCGCCCCCCUUGAUAUAGCUAUGUGUAAUGAAUAAAUGUAACUGUAGCACAUCUGUUUCAAAUGAUUUAACACAAUAAUAUUUUAUUCCUACUUUCAGUUAA
Medicago truncatula (barrel medic) is the source of this 1327-nucleotide messenger RNA. RefSeq names its product cytosolic sulfotransferase 5. Lineage: Eukaryota; Viridiplantae; Streptophyta; Magnoliopsida; Fabales; Fabaceae. The coding region runs from base 25 to 1035 and encodes 336 amino acids. The transcript is spliced from 2 exons. The record is from RefSeq and is a predicted model, not a curated record. Gene Ontology annotation, molecular function: sulfotransferase activity.